UCCAGUCGGCCACGUCACAGAAGGGGGGAGAAUGGGUUUACAUUCCUGAGCUCUGCUCAAAUUUCCUGAAAUCUCAGUCCUUCUUUUCUUUAUCUGCGAGCCAGACUGCUGUUCUCUGCCCUCUUCAAAACUGCAUCCUUCCAAAAUGAUGUUUAAAAGUAUCCCUGUAUUUAUUAUGCUUGCCAUCUCCUGCGCGUAUGCUGAGCAGGAGAUGAAGAGCAAGUCCAAGAUUUGUGCCAACGUGUUUUGUGGUGCUGGAAGGGAAUGUGCUGUGACAGAGAAGGGGGAGCCCACCUGUCUCUGCAUUGAGCAAUGUAAACCCCACAAGAGACCUGUGUGUGGCAGCAAUGGGAAGACCUACCGUAACCACUGUGAGCUGCACCGUGACGCCUGCCUCACAGGCCUAAAGAUCCAGGUCUCCCAUGACGGACACUGUGAAGAGAAGAAGACUGACAAGGCAGCAGCAAGCCCAAUUGUGUGCUACCUGGCCGAUCGUAAUGAGCUCCGUAGCCGUGUCAUUGAGUGGCUGGAGACUGAAGUUGUCCCCGACGGCUGGUUUUCCAAGGGCUCCAACUACACUGAAAUUCUGCACAGAUACUUCAAGAACUACGACAAUGGUGACUCCCAUUUGGAUUCAAAUGAGUUCCUGAAGUUCAUUCAGCACAACGAGACAACUGUCAACAUCACCAACUACAUGGAUGAGGAGAACAACAGACUUCUCAGGAGCCUAUGUGUUGAUGCCCUGAUUGAACUCUCUGACGAGAAUGCUGACUGGAAAUUGAGCUUUAAUGAGUUCCUCAACUGCCUGAAGCCAGGGUUUAACCCCAUUGAGAAGAAGUGUGCCCUUGAGGACGAGACCUAUGAAGAUGGAGCUGAGACUCAAGUGGAGUGUAAUCGCUGUGUCUGUGCCUGUGGAAACUGGGUGUGCACUGCCAUGAUCUGUGAUGCUAAGGAUAAGAAGGAAGCUCCCGAGGAGGACACAGACCUAACUGCACAGGAGAUGACUGAGGAGGAGUGGACCCGACGUGUGGAGGAGCUCAACAAGCACCAGGUUCGUUUUUUAACACCACAGUAACAGGAAACGAUUGAGAAGUCCAAGAAAAUCAACACCAAAGAGAUCUAAGUAUGAAGUUGAAAGAGGAACACAGAAGCAUCGUCCAUCAUCCCAUCCUCUUGUAAAGGAGAGCAAGCGAAUGCUUACAUUUUCCGCUGUAGUUUAAAGAAAAAACAUUUUUGUUGUUUGUUUUUGUAUUUUUUUUUAAAUAUAUAUAUGGUGUAGUAGUCCACGUGUGUUUUAUGUAAAGCGCAGUAAUCAAUGUAUCACUGCAAAGCCUUGUGAGUACAUUAAAUUUCAUUUUAUUAUGUUACAUGUUCCCAUGUGUUGCUACAACUGUUUACGUAAGGUGUGUCUAUUGUUUUAUUUAUUUAUUUUAAAUUUUGACGACAUUUUUAAACUUUUAAAUUGCAUUCCCUGCGUCAAGGUGUUUGUGGUCAAAAUGUAAAAAAAAAAAAACAA
Messenger RNA from Acipenser ruthenus (sterlet), 1516 nucleotides. Its product is annotated as follistatin-related protein 1. Lineage: Eukaryota; Metazoa; Chordata; Actinopteri; Acipenseriformes; Acipenseridae. Bases 146 to 1075 code for a protein of 309 amino acids. The record is from RefSeq and is a predicted model, not a curated record. Gene Ontology annotation, biological process: multicellular organism development; regulation of BMP signaling pathway; cell differentiation. The transcript is spliced from 11 exons. Gene Ontology annotation, molecular function: protein binding; calcium ion binding.